CCGGGUUUCGGCGCUGCUCGGUAUGACGUUCUGGAGCUGAGCACGGAACCUGGUGGGGGUGCUCCACAGAAGCUAUGCCUGGGCCUGGGAGCCAAGGCCAUGUCCCUCUCCAGGCCCGGUGAGACAGAGCCCAUCCACAGUGUCAGCUAUGGCCAUGUGGCCGCCUGCCAGCUAAUGGGGCCCCACACCCUGGCAUUGAGGGUGGGAGGGAGCCAACUUCUCCUGCAGAGUCCCCAGGUGGAAGAGAUCAUGCAGCUGGUGAAUGCCUACUUGGCCAACCCCUCCCCCGAGAGGCCCUGCAGCAGCCCUUCUCCAUGCCAAGACUUGCCAGACACCUCCCCUCCCAGCCAGCACCCGGGCCUGGACGAGCCCCAGGGACAGUCUGGCUGUUUGGGGCAGCUGCAGGACUGAGCCUGCCAAGAGGUCAUGACCUCCCUCCUGCCUCCAGCCUGGGCCAGGACUGCUUUGAGAUUUGAGGGAACCAUGGACCCUUUUGGCCCUGCAGGGACAGGGCACACCCCACACCCAAAGGCUGCAAUGGGUAUGGACAAUUUUCUAGUUUGUUUCUUAAUUUAUUUGUAGAAGAGAAAAAAAAAUCCUUAUUUACACAAACCCUUCCUGUGAGAGUGUUGUCAGUGGGACAAGUUGGAGCCCCAUAGCCCAGAGCUCCGCCCCUGGGGACGCCCACACUCUGGGCUCUUACCAGGAGCUGAGGGGAGUCUGGACACCACAGAGCUCCACCCUCCUUGCCCUUCUGGAUUUAACCCCCUCCUGACAAGUAUGCUGCCACAGUGGCUUUGGAGCAGACAAAAAAAAGCAGUUCUGAAAGCCUGGCAAUUACCCUUCCUUCUCCCUUGAAAGACAUAGGGGUGGCCUCCUGAUGUCCCUGAGACUGGAGGGCAAUAAGUCAUCAGGACUGACACAGCCCAGUUCCUAUCCUGGUAUCCAACCCGUGGGCUCUGGUUGGGUUUUUCCUUGGUGUGCCUACUGCUUUGGGCCUGUAAUGAAGUCUGGGGCAAGAUCUCCAGUACAGAAAAAGGACUCAGGAUGGGCUGAGCCCUACUCUGGAAAUCUGCUUCUGUUCAACACGCUGGGUUAGGUCCCUGGGACUCUGAUGGUCCUGGCUCCACAAAUCCAGAGUUCCAGCUUUCAUGACCUGCUCAGAAUGCAGUGGGCCCUCCCUUCAAUAGACUCUCACAUUGCCCUGAGUGGAGGAGGCUGGGGCAAUGCUGGCCCGCCCUAGGGAAGGAGGUUAGGGACGAGAAAGCAGACCUCAGUAGUCCUGUUAUUUUGGGCUGAUUUCAGCACAACAGGCUGGCUGAAGG
Tupaia belangeri chinensis (Chinese tree shrew) is the source of this 1325-nucleotide messenger RNA. RefSeq names its product pleckstrin homology domain-containing family H member 3. The transcript is spliced from 3 exons. Lineage: Eukaryota; Metazoa; Chordata; Mammalia; Scandentia; Tupaiidae. Bases 100 to 411 code for a protein of 103 amino acids. The record is from RefSeq and is a predicted model, not a curated record.